Molecule: messenger RNA, 3654 nt
Organism: Fusarium falciforme
Lineage: Eukaryota; Fungi; Ascomycota; Sordariomycetes; Hypocreales; Nectriaceae
Product: HECT domain-containing protein
Exons: 3
Coding region: 1-3654 (1217 amino acids)
Biological process (GO): protein polyubiquitination
Molecular function (GO): ubiquitin protein ligase activity
Source: RefSeq, a predicted model, not a curated record
AUGGCUCCCUGGUCGACUCGUCGUGGGUCUCAACCCAACAACAACUCUUCUGGUGACCUCAUCAGUCGAAUUCACAACACCGCUCUACACACGCCUACGACUCUCAACGCAGUCUAUUCGACAGCGCUGCCACCAACACCGAAUGGUCGCAAUUUUGACCUGUCCAUCUCCAAUGCUAACGCCGACUCGAGCUCCGACGACUCCGACUUUCACCCCUCGCGACCACCGUCCAAGCCUGCUCGCCGACCCCAGCACACGCGCUCUAUGAGCCAGCCCUUCCCUUCUCUCUUUAGCAGCAAGAAGAAGAGGCAGAACUCUGUCGGCGCGCCUCCGCCCGACUUGGGCUUUACAGAUGACGCCGCAAUGCCUCGACAAGCGCCCAAGAACCACGCCCGGAAUCCUUCUCAUACUCGAGGGGGUCCUGCAGGGAGCAAAGACUUUGCGACAGGAAACUGCAUGACCUGUGGUUCCCUAGUGCGGUGGCCGAGGGACCUCAAGGUUUUCAAGUGCACCAUCUGUACCACUGUCAAUGACCUGGAGCCGCUAAGUGCGGACAAUGUCACCUCGAGAACGCGGCGCGAUGCAAGCCAAGGCCCCCCUGGCGCACCCCAACCCUCUUCGGCAAGAGUCCCGCAUAUCUCGAUCGAGCAAACGAGACGACUUGUUCAGCAAUCCAUUCGUUCGUACUUGUCCAAGAAACUACAUCGAGUUCCUAAACCCGCGCACGAUGCUCAAAAUCAUUCGAAUAAUAGACUAUCGUUCAGCAGCCGAAUGCAAGCUGCUGGCCAUAAACCCGUGGUAAUAGAUUCAAAACGGGAGGUGUCGGCUCCCUCCAAAUCUCCCACUAUACAUGUGUCGCAUUAUGUAUUCGAUGAGGAGCCAACCCUACGAGCCAGCGCUCAGCGAACGAAUUCUGCGCCUAUUGCUCGAUCUUACUCGUCUUCAUACCCAGAAAAACCUCCAGUACAGAACGUCUUGUCAGGGGAUGAGUCCAAGGAUCACCACACUCCACCCUCGACGACAGACGACAGCGACCCUAAGCGAAUAUUUAAACCGCUGGAAGACUACCUAGUUGCCUGUUUCGGCUCAUUUGAAUGCAUCAACUCGUCAUUCAUGACCCAUCACCAUCGCCAUCCCCCAAGAGGGGGAAGUGAAUCAACCCGCCGGAGGCCUGUAGCGCAACACGAGCAUCGAGAGCAACGAGAGCAUCGUCGAGAACCUUCAGAAAACCGGAAAGCGCGCGAACAGCGAGAAGAGCGAAGCAGUCCCCAAGAAAACGAUGGAAUGUGGGAUCUUGACCCGAAGCUGCUUCUACUGGGCGACUUUGCAGAGAAUGGAACGUGGUGGACUGGCAGCCAGGAGGGGACGCGAUCUCGGAGACCACCAACGCAUCGAAAUGAGCGUAGCUUUUCAAGUGUUCCAGCUAUUACCAAGACCCCACAGAUGAAUUGGGGCGAUUUGAUGGGCUGGUACAGCGCUGUCGUAAACACCGCCGCCGGCUGGUUCGUUGUAUAUGAAGAGUUUUCUCGGGCUGAUGACUUCCAGCCGCCUACUGCACGAGAGCUGCAGUCUUUCGAGCGAGAUCUUUUGCAGGGCCAAGAGCAUGCUCGACGUGUGUUACUCAAAGCAACAGAAAUGCUCCUUAAGCGACCCGGGAGGCCCCUGAAGGACCCGGCAGACCUGCGGUUUCUUCUCAUACUGCUUGAAAACCCACUCCUUUACGAAGACCAGCAAUUAUUUGGCGGAAUCCUCCAGCCAGAUGCCAAGCCAUUAGCAGACAAAGAGACACGAUCUGGGAAAAUAGGCACCCCCGAAAGUGGCCUCCUUUCUGGCCAACAUUCUGGAAUCAUCAAGCGCAUCGUUGGGUUGAUCUCCAACUCGUCGGUUGAAUGCCACAACCAAUUGAUCACCUGGUUUGCGAGACAUCACCCCUCUCGAUUUACAAGGACGAAGGAGCUGGCUUCUGGCUUCCUCACAUACCGCAUGCUGCGCCAAAGGGAUAAGAAACGAGAAGUCAGAGUUGACAUAACGGCUGGCCUGAUCCCACAGAUGCAAGAAGGACGAUCGGGGGCCUAUCUCUAUGACGAAAUCAACCGCUCUGGCUCCUCAAAGAAGACCAAGGAGCCUGAAAAGAAGAUUGUGUACAGCGACGAUUGGCAAAUAAAGGCCUCUUCACGAGUUCUGGCUCUCCUCUUUGCCGCCAACAACCUCCCCCAUGGGAGACGGAGUGAAGACGCACCGCCGAUCACUAGCAAAAACAGCACCGGGCCGAGCCGAGAUAUCGUUCAUUCUCAUGGACAGGUGCUGCCGACGAGCGACUUUUAUAACUCGAUGAUUGAUUAUACUGAUCUGAUUGCCGACUUUGAGAACUGGGAAGCUCGGAGAGGAAAAUUCUCGUUCUGCCAGUAUCCAUUCCUCCUUAGCAUCUGGGCCAAGAACCACAUCCUUGAGCAUGAUGCUCGUCGUCAGAUGCAGAGCAAAGCCCGAGACGCCUUCUUUGAUAGUAUCAUGAGUCGCAAGGCUAUCAAUCAGUUCCUCGAACUCAACGUGCGACGAGAUUGCUUGGUCGACGACAGUCUGAAGGCUGUCAGUGAGGUCAUUGGAAGCGGGAGCGAGGACAUCAAGAAAGGCCUCCGCAUUACUUUCAAGGGCGAGGAGGGAGUUGAUGCUGGCGGUUUACGCAAGGAAUGGUUUUUGCUUCUCGUCAGAGAAGUUUUCAAUCCCGACCAUGGGAUGUUUAUCUAUGACGAGGACUCUCAGCAUUGCUAUUUCAACCCCAACUCAUUCGAGACUUCAGAUCAGUUCUUCUUGGUUGGUGUUGUCAUGGGCUUGGCUAUUUACAACUCAACCAUUUUGGACCUGGCUCUCCCACCUUUUGCUUUCCGGAAACUCAUCGCAUCGGCUCCUACUCAGGGCACAGGAGCCUCUUCCCACCCCAGGCCCCCUAUGCGAUAUACUCUCGAGGAUCUUGCUGAAUACCGACCUGGACUGGCUCGAGGACUUCGACAACUGCUCGAGUAUGAGGGUAAUGUGGAGGAAACCUUUGCUCUUGAUUUUGUCAUCGAGACGGAGAAAUAUGGCACCACCGUCGAGGUUCCUCUUUGUCCAGGAGGUGAUCGCAUUCCUGUCACAAACAAUAAUCGGCGAGAAUAUGUGGACCUUUACGUGCGGUACAUCAUCGAUGUGUCUGUGACGAGGCAGUUUGAGCCUUUCAAGAGGGGCUUCUACACUGUGUGCGGAGGUAAUGCCCUAUCCCUGUUCCGACCGGAAGAGAUUGAGCUUCUUGUACGAGGGUCAGAUGAGGCCCUCGAUAUUGAUUCCCUACGGGGUGUUGCUGAGUACGACAACUGGGGCAGCAAGAAGCCAGAUGGCUCCGAGCCUGUUAUCGACUGGUUCUGGGAGACAUUCAAAGCGGCCACGCCUGAAGACCAGCGCAAAUUGUUACUGUUCAUUACUGGCAGUGACCGAAUCCCCGCCAUGGGCGCUGCUGUGUUACCCAUCAAGAUUUCCUGCCUCGGAGAAGAUGAGGGCAGGUUCCCCAUUGCCAGAACAUGCUUCAACAUGCUGUCCCUCUCACGAUACGAGUCCAAGGAGAGGCUGGAGAAGUUGCUGUGGACGGCCGUCCGUGAGAGUGAGGGCUUUGGACUAAAGUAA